This is a messenger RNA of Fragaria vesca subsp. vesca, 1809 nucleotides long. RefSeq names its product probable receptor-like protein kinase At1g67000-like. Bases 1 to 1809 code for a protein of 602 amino acids. NCBI's taxonomy places the organism in Eukaryota, Viridiplantae, Streptophyta, Magnoliopsida, Rosales, Rosaceae. The record is from RefSeq and is a predicted model, not a curated record. The transcript is spliced from 3 exons. Gene Ontology annotation, molecular function: polysaccharide binding.
AUGCAGAAAAUGCUUCUGAAUUUGUUAUGUUGUUGGUUUCUCAUAGGUGCAGUACUAGAUGUAGAUAUUAUUGUGCAUGGAGAAUCAGUUGGCCCUGAAAAUUGCACAGAGGUUCGAUGUAAACGGCAUGGCCCUGUGAUCCGAUUCCCAUUUCGGCUGAAAGGAAUUCAACCACUCCAUUGCGGCUACCCGGGCUUUGAUCUGUCAUGCACCACGGACAAGCAGACCGUGCUCCAGAUCAACUCAUCAUCAGCUGACAAGUUCUUGGUUAAAAGGAUUAACUACACUGCUCAGGAAAUUGAAAUAUAUCUUUAUGAUAGUCACUACGAUUAUAUGAAUGAUUUCCAAUAUAUCUGUAUUCCUAGACAGAUUUUCAAGCUCAGUUCCUCUCCAUUCGAAUUCUCAGACGCCCAAGAGAAAACUAACUAUACCAUAUUCAGUUGUCCACCGUCAGAUGAAAGAGAUCAGUCUCCAUCCUUUUGUCCACUGGCAAAACUGAGCCCUUGCCUUGGCAAUCACAGCAACAAGAUGUAUGCUCUUGAGGAUGGAUGUGCAGAGCUUAUGUACAUGCCCCAACUGGUGUCGUGUACCAAGGUGGAAGAUUACAUGUCAGUACCAUCUGUCUGGAUGCAGCCUGUGAAGCUCAAAUGGACCAGACCAUCAUGUAAACGUUGCGAAGAGAUGGGCAAGAAAUGUGGAUUUCUGAAUCAAGUUGCAGAUGAUCAGAAAACUGAAGAAACUCAAUGUUUAGAGGUGCCUAAAGGUCCUAAUCGUGGAAAACGAAUCUUGGAGAUAUUAGUGGCUACUGUAAUAUAUUAUGUGUAUAGUUCUAAGAAGACAGAAGAAGAAAAUCAACUGAGAAUUGAAAAGUUUUUGGGUGAUUACAGAGCUCUCAAACCCAGUAGAUAUGCCUAUGGUGAUAUUAGGCGGAUAACAAAUCAAUUUGAGGACAAGUUGGGUCAGGGAGCUUAUGGAACCGUGUACAAAGGAAAGCUUUCCUCUGAAUUACUUGUUGCUGUGAAAAUCCUCGACAAUUCAAACGAGAAGGGGGAAGAUUUCAUUAAUGAGGUGGGAACAAUGGGUCUCAUCCACCAUGUUAAUGUGGUUCGCUUGGUUGGCUUUUGCGCUGAUGGAUUCAUACGAGCUCUUAUAUAUGAGUAUUUACCAAAUGGCUCAUUGCAGAAUUACUUGUCAUCUGCAGAUGAUAAGAACUCAUUUCUUGGUUGGGAAAAGCUGCAAGAUAUUGCUUUAGGUAUAGCUAAAGGAAUCGAAUAUCUUCAUCAAGGGUGUGACCAGAGAAUUCUGCAUUUUGAUAUCAAACCUAAUAACAUUUUGCUAGACCAUGAUUUCACUCCAAAAGUUUCUGAUUUUGGUCUAGCCAAGUUGUGCUCUAAGGAUCAGAGUGCAAUAUCCAUGACUACAGCUAGGGGGACCAUGGGCUACAUUGCACCAGAAGUGUUCUCUAGGAACUUUGGAAACGUAUCUUACAAGUCAGAUGUAUAUAGUUUUGGAAUCUUGUUGCUUGAAAUGGUUGGGGGAAAGAAAAAUUUUAAAGUUAUGGAGGACUCCACCAGCCAUAUCUACUUCCCAGAAUGGAUUUAUAACCUUUUAGAACAAGGGAGUGAUCUACGAAUCCAUAUCGAGGACGAAGAUGUUAAAUUAGCUAGAAAACUAGCAAUCAUCGGUCUAUGGUGCAUUCAAUGGCAUCCAAUAGAUCGCCCAUCCAUGAGCAAUGUUGUUCAAAUGUUGGAGAGAGAAGGUGACAGUCUAAGCAUGCCUCCUUAUCCCUUUGCCUCUACUUCAAAUUGA